AUGCCUGUGAUGAAAGGGCUACUGGCCCCUCAGAACACUUUCUUGGAUACUAUAGCAACAAGGUUUGACGGGACCCACAGUAAUUUUGUCCUGGGGAAUGCCCAGGUACUGAACUUGUUCCCCAUAGUGUACUGCUCGGAUGGGUUCUGUGACCUGACCGGCUUUGCCCGUGCUGAGGUGAUGCAGAAGAGUUGUGCCUGUAAGUUCCUAUAUGGUCUAGAGACCAGUGAGCAGCUCAAAGUUCAGAUCCAGAAAGCCUUGGAUGAGAAGAGAGAGUUCAAAACUGAAAUUAUCCUGUACAGGAAGAGUGGUGAUUCCUUCUGGUGUCUCCUUGAUAUUGUCCCCAUCAAGAAUGAGAAAGGUGAAGUGGUUCUUUUCCUUGCUUCGCAUAAAGACAUCUCAAGGACCAAGAAUAUUCUGUCUCCAGGAAGCAGUAAACCAACAGAAGAGGACGACUUGGAAAUUCACACAGACACCAGGCCACCAGGGUUCAAUGCCAACCGCAGGAGGAGCAGAGCAGUACUUUAUCACCUGUCUGGGCACCUGCAGAAACAGGAUAAGAGCAAGCUGAAGCUGAACAAUAGUGUGUUUGGAGAGAAACCAACUAUCCCAGAGUACAAGGUGGCCGCAAUUCAGAAAUCACGAUUUAUUCUUCUGCAUUAUGGCACUUUCAAGGCUGGAUGGGACUGGCUCAUUCUUUUGGCUACCUUCUAUGUUGCGGUGACUGUUCCAUACAACGUGUGCUUCACCAUCCCACGUGAUGUCAAUUCCACUACCCGCAGCCCACCCAGUGUUAGCGACAUAUUUGUUGAGAUCUUAUUCAUGCUUGAUAUUCUAUUAAAUUUUCGAACAACGUAUGUGAGCAAGUCUGGCCAGGUGGUAUAUGACCCCAGAUCUAUCUGUGUGCACUAUGCAACUACAUGGUUCUUUGUGGACCUCAUUGCUGCCCUUCCCUUUGAUCUCCUCUAUGCAUUUAGUGUCAAUGUGUAUUUUGGGGUUCACCUAUUGAAGACUGUUCGUCUGCUCCGACUCCUUCGUUUGUUGCAGAAGCUCGACCGUUACUCACAAUACAGUGCUGUAGUGCUGACCCUACUAAUGUCCAUGUUUGCCCUGCUUGCUCACUGGAUGGCGUGUGUUUGGUACGUCAUAGGACAGAAAGAGAUUGAGGUUAAUGAGAUUGGUUGGCUACAUGAAUUAGCCAAGCGUCUUGGUGUGCCGUACAUCCCUGCAGACAAAUCUAACAGCACAGCAAACAGCAGUCAUGGAGGAAACCACACACUAGUAGAUGUAUUCAGUGGCCCCUCAAUCCGCAGUUCAUAUAUCACCUCCCUCUACUUUGCACUCAGUAGCCUCACCAGUGUAGGCUUCGGUAACGUCUCAGCUAACACUGAUGCAGAGAAGAUCUUUUCCAUUUGCACCAUGCUUAUUGGAGCUCUCAUGCAUGCAGUGGUGUUUGGAAAUGUCACAGCCAUCAUCCAGCGGAUGUACUCCCGCCGCUCUCUUUACCACACUCGCACCAAGGAUCUCAAGGAUUUUAUCCGUGUGCACCGCAUGCCCAAACCGCUCAAGCAAAGAAUGCUGGAGUGUUUCCAAACUACGUGGUCCGUCAACAAUGGCAUCGAUGCAAAUGAGCUUCUCCGUGAUUUCCCUGAUGAACUGCGAGCUGAUAUAGCCAUGCACCUUAACAAAGAGAUACUCCAGCUGCCAAUCUUUGAAUCUGCCAGUCGCGGGUGCCUGCGCUCCCUUUCGCUAAGUAUCAAGACCUCUUUCUGUGCCCCUGGAGAGUAUCUGAUACGGCAAGGAGAUGCCCUACAAGCCAUAUACUUUGUAUGCUCAGGAUCCAUGGAAGUGCUAAAAGAUAACACAGUGCUUGCUAUUCUAGGGAAGGGAGAUUUGAUUGGCUCAGACCAUCUCAAUAAGGAUCAAGUGAUCAAAACCAACGCCAACGUGAAAGCCUUAACCUAUUGUGAUCUGCAGUACAUUAGUCUUAAGGGCCUGCGAGAAGUUCUGGAGUUGUAUCCUGAGUACUCACAGAAAUUUAUCUUAGAAAUCCAGCAUGACCUGACCUACAAUCUCCGGGAGGGCAGCGAGACAGAUCUUGAAAAUGAGAGCAACGGAGGUCUCAUCCAGAAGCUACCUUCAAUUUUGGAAGAUGAUGAGUUUGAAGAUGAUGAACGUUGUCCCUUGCCAGUCAGCUCACGGGGAGUUAGUCCAGUUGAUACCUCCUUGAAACUGCCUAAAGCCUUCAGUUCCCCAAUGCUGUCUCCACUUACCCCAAGAGCCUUUAAAACUCCAACCAAGAGGGUUGAUAAGAGUUUUGGAGACCUUCUUAUCGGAAGUGGAAAAUUUGGAGCUGGAGACGGGAACAGACCAUGCAAACUUCAACUUCCUGCUUUGAGCAUUAGUGUCCCACCUGUUCUCAGCCCCAGGUUUGUGGAUGGUAUUGAGACAGACUGUAGCUCACCCAAUGCUCUAACGUUCGACUUUAAUAGCAAGCAAGAAAACUCAACUCAAUGUUCAAACUCAGAAAAUAUAGAAACGAGGAAAAGCAUUGUGAAGUUAAAUCAAGAGAUGACUGUUCUCUCUCAGCAAGUUACACAGCUCAGCAAAGAUCUAAACGAGAUGUUGCAACUACUGAAGCCUGUGCUACUCAACCAAGUCCAUACCCAGUCUCCAUCUGUUGGACUUCUUACCCCCAGUCUCAACAGCACCUGUAGCAACAGCAGUGGCAUCUGUAGUGCACCUCAGUCCCAAGGAACCAUGUCCAACAUGAUUGGACAAACCUGUUCUGGACAAACGACGCUGAAUGUUGGCGAGUCGGGAACAGCAUGGAUGGAGGCCUUUCCCCAAACAUCUUCAGCAACACAGCAAGCAGAGAACCCAGGAAGAAAGAAUGUCCACCCUGCUCUUUCCCUAGACUCAUUUCUUAGACAUUCAUGUCACCAUCACAUACAGCACCGAAGCUAUGGCCCUCCAACUGUGAAUCAAACACAGUCUCAAUGUCAGAGCCACUUAACUCACGUACAGCUCAACCACAGGAAUCAGGUACCCCAUAGUAACUCAUCCCCAAGUAUGACACAUCACCCCCUACUAAGCCAGCAGAGUGAAGUGCAGACAACUAGCCCUAGUUUCUCAUCAAACAGAUCCUUCUGCAACACCCAAGAUUUAGACCCCAUAAAGGACAGAGUGACAGACCUCUUAAAUUUAAUGACAAGGGACUAUAGAGAAACCUCUUCUCCUGCUGCCUUGGAACUAGUCCGUAGCUCAUCAGGAGACCCACAGGGUGACAUCAUACGAUUUAUUGAUGAUGAGGGUACAAAUGUGUAG
Molecule: messenger RNA, 3327 nt
Organism: Bombina bombina (fire-bellied toad)
Lineage: Eukaryota; Metazoa; Chordata; Amphibia; Anura; Bombinatoridae
Product: potassium voltage-gated channel subfamily H member 8-like
Exons: 15
Coding region: 1-3327 (1108 amino acids)
Biological process (GO): potassium ion transmembrane transport; regulation of membrane potential
Cellular component (GO): membrane
Molecular function (GO): voltage-gated potassium channel activity
Source: RefSeq, a predicted model, not a curated record